Pelagomonas calceolata is the source of this 699-nucleotide messenger RNA. The record is from the annotation of a GenBank genome assembly. NCBI's taxonomy places the organism in Eukaryota, Pelagophyceae, Pelagomonadales, Pelagomonadaceae.
CGCCUCAAAGUCCGAGCCCCGCGCCGCGCUGGCACGCUUGAAACUGUCUCUCCGUCGUGGUGUACCACUGUGUUAUCUCCCUUGAAGCGCUUGCAAGCUCGGGCUCCGGUUGUGUGCAUCAAUUGCUGCAUUUGACGACUGCUCUCCCAAAACCAGUGCUCUCCGGUUUGCAGAGACCCACUCGUGCGCCGGAGCGACUCGCGGAAGCUGCGAGAUAUACCGUUUGCAGCAUAUCGGCAGCCAGCACGAUGCGCGCCUUUCUCUUAGCCACCUAUGCUGCCGCAUUCGUCAUGCGACGACCAGCAGUCGUCCGCAGCGGGCACCGGAGAAUAAAUUCGAUCGUCGACGACCUAGCAGAGCACGACGUCGUAGAAUAUAGCACAGACGACGGCGGCCUGGGCUUGGGCGUGGUCUGCGAAGACGGCACGAUACACCCUCUCUGCUAUUUUGUCGAGGAAGAAGAUGACGGCCCCGUGGACUACGUCUGGGACGAGGAAGUCGACGCGGUAGAAGCCGAGCGAGCGGUGCGAGUCGUCGACGACGUCUACCCGAAAACGAGGCAGGCGCAGCGCGGCGUCGACAAUCCGCACGGCGAGCAUGCGGAGGACGUCUACGAGAUCGAGCGGGGCGCGCUCGACGAGCGCGUCGUCGUCGCGUUCCGGCCGGAGCGGGACAUCGUCUGGGGCUAAUGUGUUGUAC